Molecule: messenger RNA, 1623 nt
Organism: Suillus clintonianus
Lineage: Eukaryota; Fungi; Basidiomycota; Agaricomycetes; Boletales; Suillaceae
Exons: 5
Coding region: 1-1623 (540 amino acids)
Source: RefSeq, a predicted model, not a curated record
AUGUCCCAAGACUCAAACCACGUCCCAAUGGAAUCUGACGAUGAACUCGAUCAACUCAUAUCCGAUGGUGUUCAAACUAGUGCCAAGCCUGCCACGGAGUUCACCUUCGUCAAUGAAUUCACAUCUGAGGAUGUUAGCGCAGUGCAACCGGCAUCUAAGAAAGGUCGUAAGCGCAAGAUCGAAGCAGCGUCAAAGCCAGAAACUUCAUCCAAGACAGUCACGAAGAAAGCCAAGACUCGUCAAGGAGUACGCAACAAACUGGCGGUUUUCGAAAACAAUGAUGACGACGAAGAACCGCAAGCAUUGUCUGUACGAGCAUAUUUGCACCUCGAAACCACAUCACAGCAGCCAAGUCGUGGCAAGAAACCAGCAGCCAUUAUUACAAAAAGCUCGCAGUGUAACCCAUUCAUAUUCACAAUCGACACUUCAUUCAACAUGUUUAUUCGAGCUGUCGCCGAUGCUGCAAAGACUACGACAAUGAAUCUUACAGUCUCUCGUCUACGAUGGAAGUUUGAAACACCUGCCAGUCUGCCGAUGAAGCUGCUCACCGACGAGGUUGGAUUCCGAGCGAUGCUUGAUGCAGUACAGGAACGUACGAAAGGUCAUACUAUAUUUCUGUUCCUUCCGAAGCCUAUCGAUCUUGAAGCACCACCAGAGGUCACGGUGUCCAGCCACCGAAACAAUACCAUGUACGAAGAUGAUGAAGAUUCCGGCAUACCAGCAGAUCGGACUGCCUUUUCUCACAAAGCUCAAAUAAACCAUUUGCGUCAAGAGAAUUCGAAGGAGGUUACGGAGCUGGAGCACCGCUACCCCAUUGGCGACCACCCUCUUUUCCCAAACAAACGCAUAUACACCAAGGGUGGCUUAUUUUGGGACCUAACACCUCUUCGCCUAGAUGUCUGGGCCGCUGCAAUUCGUCAAUCAACACAUGCCAACCCUCGCGCUACGUACGACGCGCCCCCGAUGUCGAACCACUUCACAAAAGACAAAGCCAUCAAACCAACUCGUCCGCCACCCGACGCUCCGAUGACAACUUUUGCGGCCUAUGGAGCCUACCACAAGGGCGAGGACUACAUGCCUACUACUGACUCUCGGGACCGCUUCCAUAGCACUCUCGAUGACUACCGUCAUGAUCAACAUUCCUCUGCUAUAUCAGACCACAACACGAGUGGGCAUUUCACCCAUGCCAGGCCUGGCAGUAUGCCCGAUCCUUCAUUGUUUCCCCGGCUGCCUGGACUGCAUCCUCCCGCACCAUAUUACCAUCCGACGUACUUUCCUUACCAGUACCCAUACUUUCCUCCUCCCAAUGUCAUACAACCACAGCAACCCUUGGCACCUCAGGCACCUGCACCUGCUAGUGUGACGGAGCCCGAGUCAUACCCUUCACCUGGUGUUACGAUGAAGCACUCUGUCACACUAGAGGCAUUUUGUGCACGAUACCUCAUAUCUUCUGCUGAUUCGGAGAAACUUUCUCAGCUCGAGUAUCGCCCUGGAAACCGUAUCGUUGAAUCCCUGACAACUGGUGAUUGGCAGUUGGCUGGAUUCACCGUCCUCAGCUGGCGCACCUUCUUGUCUCACCACCGCAAAUUCUGCGACGCAAUCAUCGCAGGUACAUGGGUCUAA